AUGCGCUUCCAAGGUUUUCAACUGCCCCCUGGAUUGGUGGGAGAUCGCGUGUUUAGGGCGAUUGUAAGGGGCUGGCGGCUGGACACCGUUGAGCGGUUUUUCUGGAUCAGUGAGCGGUUUCCUAAGCACGAGCGGGGCCGGACGGCGCGGGAACAUUUUCUGCUACGGCUGCGUAUUAUCCUGUUAAGCUUAGGGGCGAAGCGGGCUGACGUGGACGCGGGAUUCGUCGAUGUCGCCGACUUGCGACGGUUCGUUCGGUCGGCGGAACUCGCGGCGGCCGCCUUCAUGGAUGAGCACGACGGAGCAUACAUCGCUGAUGGAUGCAUCGAAGAAAUGCUGAGUGAGUGGCGGCAGGGCACGGAAGACAAGAGAUUGACACUGUGCGACCAGUUCUUCUACAAAGAACGCUAUCAUGGAUGUGGAGCUAGCAUGUGGACAAUGCGGGACCUGUACGACUAUUGGGGCAUCAGUAGAGCGCUGCUUCAGAUGAUGACGCAGGAGCAGGCUGAGAAGCUGCAUGAUCACAUGAAGGACAUGAACCUGAAGCCGGCAUGGGUACUGCGCGAGCGGCAGCGCGCACAGGCGCGCGCGCGCAAGAGCGAGCCGGCGGUGCAACAGCGCAUGGAGAGCGCGAAGGAGGAGCACUUGUGGUGGAUCAGUCAGCUGGUAGAAGCCACGUGGACAAGAGGUGUCGGCUUCGAUGACGGCGUUUCGGACGGUGGUAAACGGCAGAAGACGAUGGCCUGA
This is a messenger RNA of Klebsormidium nitens, 747 nucleotides long. Lineage: Eukaryota; Viridiplantae; Streptophyta; Klebsormidiophyceae; Klebsormidiales; Klebsormidiaceae. The record is from the annotation of a GenBank genome assembly.